Molecule: messenger RNA, 1809 nt
Organism: Callithrix jacchus (white-tufted-ear marmoset)
Lineage: Eukaryota; Metazoa; Chordata; Mammalia; Primates; Cebidae
Gene: TMEM184C
Product: transmembrane protein 184C
Source: RefSeq, a predicted model, not a curated record
UUGUGCGAAAACAUGCCUUGCACUUGUACCUGGAGGAACUGGAGACAGUGGAUUCGACCUUUAGCAGUGGUCCUCUACCUGGUGUCCAUAGUGGUUGCGGUUCCCCUAUGCGUCUGGGAAUUACAGAAACUGGAGGUUGGAAUACACACCAAGGCUUGGUUUAUUGCUGGGAUCUUUUUGCUGUUGACUAUACCUAUAUCGCUGUGGGUGAUAUUGCAACACUUAGUGCAUUAUACACAACCUGAACUACAAAAACCAAUAAUGAGGAUUCUUUGGAUGGUACCCAUUUACAGUUUAGAUAGUUGGAUAGCGUUGAAAUAUCCCAGCAUUGCAAUAUAUGUGGAUACCUGCAGAGAAUGCUAUGAAGCUUAUGUAAUUUACAACUUUAUGGGAUUCCUUACCAAUUAUCUAACUAACCGGUAUCCAAAUCUGGUAUUAAUCCUUGAAGCCAAAGAUCAGCAGAAACAUUUCCCUCCUUUAUGUUGCUGUCCACCAUGGGCUAUGGGAGAAGUAUUGCUGUUUAGGUGCAAACUAGGUGUAUUGCAGUACACAGUUGUCAGACCUUUCACCACCAUCGUUGCUUUAAUCUGCGAGCUGCUUGGUAUAUAUGACGAAGGGAACUUUAGCUUUUCAAAUGCUUGGACUUACUUGGUUAUAAUAAACAACAUGUCACAGUUAUUUGCCAUGUAUUGUCUCCUGCUAUUUUAUAAAGUACUAAAGGAAGAACUGAGCCCAAUCCAACCUGUUGGCAAAUUUCUUUGUGUAAAGCUGGUGGUUUUUGUUUCUUUUUGGCAAGCAGUAGUUAUUGCUUUGUUGGUAAAAGUUGGCGUUAUUUCUGAAAAGCAUACGUGGGAAUGGCAAACUGUAGAAGCUGUGGCCACAGGACUCCAGGACUUUAUUAUCUGUAUUGAGAUGUUCCUCGCUGCCAUUGCUCAUCAUUACACAUUCUCAUAUAAACCAUAUGUCCAAGAAGCAGAAGAGGGCUCAUGCUUUGAUUCCUUUCUUGCCAUGUGGGAUGUCUCAGAUAUUAGAGAUGAUAUUUCUGAACAAGUAAGGCAUGUUGGACGGACAGUCAGGGGACAUCCCAGGAAAAAAUUGUUUCCCGAGGAUCAAGAUCAAAAUGAACAUACAAGCUUAUUAUCAUCAUCAUCACAAGAUGCAAUUUCCAUUGCUUCUUCUAUGCCACCUUCACCCAUGGGUCACUACCAAGGGUUUGGACACACUGUGACUCCCCAGACUACGCCUACUACAGCUAAAAUAUCUGAUGAAAUACUUAGUGAUACUAUAGGAGAGAAAAAAUCUUCAGAUAAAUCCGUGGAUUCCUGAACAGUAUGGAAAAGCAAGCUGUGCAACUACUAUAUUAUAUCAUUACCUGGUAUCCCAUGGAUUUUGUGCUUGGGACAAACCAUAAAAGAUGGAAAAUGUCAACACAAAAAUAGCUGAAAGCCAGGUACAACUACUGGAUUUAUAUAUGUAAGUUUUGUAUAUCAAAAGUAAUUGGUCUAAAUUUCCUAGACUUAGUCUUGAUUUCUUAACAUUCGAGUAUCACAUACUCAAAUGGUAGACAAUGACCCCAACUAAAUCUUCCUGAUGUCACACUGCUUUAUCAAGAGGAUGGACAUUUUUUUUUAAAAAUCAGUACUUCCUACCACUGCUGCAUGAAUAUAAUGCUCUGGAAUUAACAGAAAGCAUAAUGCAGAAAUACAAAUUAGUGGAACUUAAUCAUGUGCCAUAUAAGCUCACCUAACAAACAAUUAUAUCUCUAUUUCUCAAAUGAAUGUCUUUCAAUAAAUAAGAAUUUAUCAUUUA